AAGGCAUAAGGGGGUCAAACACAGUAUUAGUAUGGUGUUCCCAAUAAUCCUUUAGGUGAUUGUAUAUUUACUACAAGCAUCAUAGCUGUGGUGGUGAUUAGUCUGAAACCAGCCAAAUUAAGUAUCAGAAUACAGAAUACCGUUUGAAAAUAUAAAUGAUUGCAGUUGUUUCUUGACUAAAGAUUCUAAAAUUUCUAAGGAAUGGAAGUCUUGAUGUGGGUCUGUAGUUAUAUAAAUCAUCACUCUCCUCUCCUGUAUGUAGUUCGAGCACAAGUGCAGCCUUACGUACUUUGGGGAUCAUCCCUUAGAUUCAUGUUAAUUUAAAGUUGCCAGGAUGAGACAGGACACAUGGAGCGCAUGGAGAACAGAGAACUUGGAAUAAAAAACUAAAGAAGAGCUUAGGCAAUCAAGAAUAGCUGGUUCCAAAAACAGAGAAACAGACAAGAAUGGCCAGGUGAGACGCAGCCCCGGAACCGACGACCGGGGAGUGGAGCAGGGCAGGACUUCAGUGUCGCUCUUCUUCUCCAAACAACUGCUGGGACAAAUGAUCUUGUCCUACUCCUGGAUCCGCUUCCACGAGGGUACCACACCGGAGACGGAAAUGUGUUGGCUCCAAAGACUAUGGGUAUUCCCCGUGAUAGAUAAACCCUGUCGAUCGUUUUCUCCACUAUCAGCUGUUGGAUUUGACCUCUAUUCUCUGUGCUCCCAGAUCUGUGUCCACGGAGGUCGCUUCCAGAGUGGGAAGACUCAUCUAUGUGCAAUGUGGGCAACCCCCCAUCUGACUAACCCAGUUGCAACACCCACCGCCAUAGCCCCCCACCAAAAAUUUUGGGAGAGGAGCUAUCCUCAAACCAGUCACUUGCCCUCUUUCCCAAGUCUUCUGUCCAACUGCUGUGUCCUUAGUUGUGGUCGGUCAUUCUGUAACACUACAGAGACCAUGUCAGUGCGGGGCGGCGGCAGCACUGGCAGUUUGCGGGGCUCUGUGCGAGCCGGUGGUGGUGGAGGCUCAUUCAGCAUGCACUCCCUGCUCCAGUCGUACGGCUCUGCCCUGCGCCGACCACGCAGCCUGGGCCGCAGCCUUAGCUCCUAUCUCAACCACACCACACGUCUGGAGAUAGUCCAUGAAGAUGUGAAGAUGGGCUCUGAUGGAGAGAGUGACCAGGCCUCAGCCACCUCAUCUGAGGGGGUACACAGUCCUGUCAGAGUCCGUCUGAGGAACAAUCCUGGACGCAAGAUAUCUACCGAGGAUAUAAACAAGCGGUUGUCUCUGCCUGCGGACAUCCGUCUCCCAGAUGGCUACUUGGAAAAAUUCUGUCUGAACAGCCCUCUGUUUGACAAGCCUCUGAGUCGACGACUCAGGAGAGUCUCCCUGUCUGAGAUUGGCUUUGGAAAGCUAGAAACCUAUGUGAAGCUGGACAAACUUGGAGAGGGAACCUAUGCAACAGUAUAUAAAGGGCGCAGCAAGCUGACAGACAACCUGGUGGCCUUGAAAGAGAUACGGCUGGAGCAUGAAGAGGGGGCUCCCUGCACUGCCAUCAGAGAGGUGUCUCUGCUGAAGGAUCUGAAACACGCCAACAUAGUGACCCUCCAUGACAUCAUCCACACACAGAAGUCUCUCACACUAGUCUUUGAAUAUCUGGAUAAAGACCUCAAGCAGUAUCUGGAUGACUGUGGCAACUGUAUCCACAUGCAUAAUGUGAAGCUCUUCCUGUUCCAGCUGCUGCGUGGCCUCAACUACUGCCACUGCCGCAAGGUCCUCCACAGAGACCUCAAACCACAGAACUUGCUCAUCAAUGACCGCGGCGAGCUCAAACUGGCUGACUUUGGCCUGGCUCGGGCAAAGUCUAUUCCCACCAAGACUUACUCAAACGAGGUUGUGACGCUGUGGUACCGUCCCCCUGACAUUCUCCUAGGAUGCACAGACUACUCAACACAAAUUGAUAUGUGGGGCGUUGGUUGUAUUUUCUAUGAGAUGUCUACAGGCCGUCCUCUGUUCCCUGGCUCUACAGUGGAAGAGGAGCUGCACUUUAUCUUUAAACUGCUAGGUACACCCAACGAGUCCACCUGGCCUGGAAUUACCUCCAACGAGGAAUUCAUCUCGUACAACUACCCGCGAUACAGAGCAGACUGUCUACAGAACCACACCCCCAGACUGGACAAUGAAGGAGUGGAACUGCUGUCUAAGUUGCUCCAGUUUGAGGGAAGGAAGCGUAUCUCAGCAGAGGAGGCCAUGAAGUGUCCAUACUUUCACACGCUGGGUCACCGAGUGACCACACUGCCUGACACUACAUCAAUAUUUGCACUUCAAGAUAUUCAGCUGGAAAAAGAGCCAGGGAAUAGAACCAGCUCCUUGUCUGACUCAGAGCUCUUAAAAAGAUGCUUAAGGUUCCGCCACACCUUAGUGAACAGCAUAUCUCGACAACACAGCCUGCUCUUCUGAGUGAAGUGAGAGAUAUUGAGGGAGGGAGCAGGAGCUGAGUCAUUUCUGUGCAAUGAAGGGAAACAUAUUUUUCUUCUUUAUACCUUUUGAACUGUAUCAUUGUUGGUCCUGUGGCAUUUAGUAUUGAGAGGGGUCACUAGCUGUUUACAUGUAAUAUGAGGCUGAGGAGGAUAAGUUAUCUUAUUCUGUUUGCUCUCAAUAAGCAUUCUCUCCUCCAUAGAAACAUUGACUAUAUACACUCAUACCAUUAAGUUUACCAUAAAUGCUGACAGGGAAAGACAGCCUUAGUAUACAGUACAGUGAAGAAAAAAAAAUUCCCACGUUUCUGACUCCCUCUGUAAUUGCAUAGUUGUCACUGAAAGAUUUCACAUCAUAAUACAAAUGUAAUAUUAGAAGAAGAGAACCCAAGUAAAUGCAAAAUUCAGUGUUUAAAUGAUAAUUGUAUUAAUUUAAGGAACAGUUGUCCAACAUGAACUGGCCCUGUAUGCAAAAGCAAAUGGGCAAACACUUUUUCACUACAUUGUACAUAGUAAGCUAGCUACUGUGUUGUUUAGUUUACAGAUUGAAAUCCUGUAACAAUAAAUCAAGACAUACAUGUCACAUCAUUCUUUGAAUGCAAUAAUCAUCACCCGUAGAUUUCAAUGGAUUUGGACCAAAUCUUUAGACUCACUUCAGUUAUGCACAUUGAUAUUGCAAUACCCUGGGGCUUUGUUUUUGUUGAAGGAAUCAUCUGAAAAAUGAAAUAGCUUGAAUAAGUGAUUAGUUUAUUAGAGUUGUGUUCUGAGAGUGGAGAAACAUGGUGAGGCUAUAGUGUCUCACCUUAGUCUUCCAACCUCCUAUCUCCACUACAGCAAGAAAUUACAGUCUCUUCAUGUAAAUUAAAUGCAUACAGUGCCAUGGCAGCAUUCUAGGGAAAUCUUCAUGUUGUAUUUAUUUAUUUAUUUUCAUAAAGCUGUGCUUUGCUGACUGGUACAAUGGAUUGAAAAAGAAAACAUUUCUGGAGUUUCAGUAACCAUUUUUCCAUGAACCUGGUCAUUGAGUUAUGUUCAUUGAUAAAGCCAUGCAACACCCAACACGAAUUGAGCUUCCAUAUUGAAACUCCACAACUCUGAUAUGUCCUUUAGGCCACAGAGUACAAACUAAAUUUGUUGUGUAAUUGUGUUUAUAUCUUGCCCUGUUUUGAUUUAAAUUUUGCAGAAUUUUUUGCUAACUUAGUACAAUGAUGUAUGUUUUUCCAUCUAUUAGGGUGAAACAGACACUGACUGGGUGCAUCAUUAGUAUUAUGCAAUCAACUACUGAUGUGGUUACCCCAAUUAUUAAAAAUGGUUUUCCUAAA
Esox lucius (northern pike) is the source of this 3776-nucleotide messenger RNA. RefSeq names its product cyclin-dependent kinase 16 (gene cdk16). The transcript has 17 exons. Gene Ontology annotation, cellular component: cytoplasm; synaptic vesicle; nucleus. NCBI's taxonomy places the organism in Eukaryota, Metazoa, Chordata, Actinopteri, Esociformes, Esocidae. The coding region runs from base 545 to 2440 and encodes 631 amino acids. Gene Ontology annotation, biological process: protein phosphorylation; neuron projection development; exocytosis. The record is from RefSeq and is a predicted model, not a curated record. Gene Ontology annotation, molecular function: protein kinase activity; ATP binding.